UUUCAAAAUCAGCAUGAUUCCUUGGCCUAUUCCAGUGUGCCAAAAAGUAUUCUAAACAAGAAAAUAGAAAUACUCGAUGAGUUAAUUGCUGCUUAUCAUUCAACUUCUUCUCCUGCUAGUUUAUCAGAAACUGAAAAAAUUCUCAAUCAGCAAGUAGGAUUUGAAGAACAAAAGCAAAAGGUUUUGAAUAGUUUAAAGAUUAAAAGUUAUUGUGAACAAAAUGACUUUCGAAGGAGUCCGCUAGUCUUAUUUCUAGUUGGUUCUCCCGGAGUAGGAAAGACCACCUUUGCACAAAUCCUAGCUCAAGCUUUAAAAAAAGAAUUCUUUAUGGUGGCACUGGGAGGGAUGUCGGAUAGUUCUCUACUGUUAGGAAAUAAUGAAAGUUCCUUGGGAACUAAUGGAGUAGGACAAUUAACUAAGGCUCUAAUUGAAACCAAAACUCAUAAUCCACUAAUUUUACUGGAUGAAUUUGAUAAGGUCAGUUCUUACAAAGGUAAUUCUGCGAUUCAUAAUUGUUUAAAUGCCGUUUUGGAUCCGGUGCAAAACCAGGAAAUUCUUGAUUAUUAUCUGGAUGUUAAAUUGGACUUUUCUCACAUAACUUUUAUAAUUACUGUUAAUGACCAGAGUGAAAUUCCGAAACACUUGUUGUCAAGAAUGCCCGUGGUGGUUGAAUUGCCAGGCUAUACUCUGGAACAAAAGAAAGAAAUUGCCCAGCGGUUUAUUAAAAACCUUUUUGCCAAUAAGGAAAGUUUAAAAGAUAAAUUUGAAAUUACCUCUCAAGCUCUUGAAACUUUAAUUAACAAAACUAGGGAAAAAGGGGUUCGACAAUUAAAAAAGGGACUUGAUAGCUUAAAAAUUACUAGGUUUAAUUCCUUAUUAGUAUUGCGGCAAAUUAGAGGACAAUUUGCUGAAAAAGAGUAUCAAGAUUACGAGGGGAAAAUAAAUACUGCUACUUCACGGGAAGAACUUGUGGUCAUUGUGAAAGAAUUUUUGCUAAAAAUCAAGCAAAAAAAUAUCCUUUCAAAACCUACCAAGAAAAAUGAGGACAAAGGAAUUCAAGAUGAAUUAGCAAAAAUUAAAGACCUAAACAAGACUUUGGAGGGAAAAUUAAAACUUUUUGAUGAUGAAAUAAAGAAACUGAAAGGAGAAACUAAAAACUCACAGGGUCAAGGAAAUGAGGUAGCUACUUUAAAAAAAUAUUUCAACAAUCCCAAUUUGGCACCGGCUCGCAACUUAGUUAAUUGUCAACGAGUAAUCCGCACCGAUGACUUAGCAAAUAUUAAUGCUCAAUCUUACCACCAAACUUUAUUUGAAAUGCUGGGGGAUUUCUCAAUUGGUAGUAAUUUUAAAGAGGAGAAAACUAAUUUUUGGGAUAUGGGUGAUGGUCCUUGUGGUGCUAACACCGAAAUUUAUUUUGACUUUCAUCCAGAAAGUGGUUUGCCAAAAAACAUUGAAGACUUAGAUAAUAAACGUUUUAUUGAAAUUUGCAAUAUUGUUUUCCCAGAAUUUUAUCAUCAGGAUGAUAAAUAUUUGCCCUUAGCAGAAAAAUGUGUGGACACUGGAGCCGGAUUAGAACGCAUUACGAUGGUUUUGCAAGGCAAGAAAAACACUUUUGAAAUUGAUUUAUGA
Messenger RNA from Funneliformis geosporum, 1629 nucleotides. The record is from the annotation of a GenBank genome assembly. Lineage: Eukaryota; Fungi; Glomeromycota; Glomeromycetes; Glomerales; Glomeraceae.